This is a messenger RNA of Stegodyphus dumicola, 1558 nucleotides long. Its product is annotated as transmembrane protein 151B-like. The record is from RefSeq and is a predicted model, not a curated record. NCBI's taxonomy places the organism in Eukaryota, Metazoa, Arthropoda, Arachnida, Araneae, Eresidae.
AUUUCAAGUCAGUGUUACUGUACUACAAGGCUUGCUCUUGGAUGACCAACGUCCCCAGAAGCAGGGCCUUUGCCGCAGCCUCCGGCGUGACGCCCACGUCAAGUGCCUCGUCCUCACCUUGCUCAUCGCAGGUUGUCUGGCAGCCCUCGCCUGGUGCCAGUGCGCGCGCGUGACGCGCCUUGUCGUCAAUUUCCAAAGCUUCCCUAUCACCACCCGUCGCACAGCCAGCCCUUGCGAGGACGGUUACGUCUUCAUACCUGUCGCUUUUAUGGCCAUGCUUUACCUUGUCUACCUGGUGGAGUGUUGGCACUGCACCACCAGACUUGAGCUCGCCUAUAAGGUGGAUUCUGCCACUGUUUACGAACACAUCCAGCAAAUGCGCGAAACCCAGCCUGUUAUCUGGUGGAAAGCCGUCUGCUACCAUUACGUCCGUAGAACGCGGCACGUGACUCGAUAUCGCAAUGGCGAUGCUUACACCACCACUCAAGUUUACUACGAGCGAGUCAACUCUCAUGGCUCUGGAGCCAGCUUUGCCUACACGAAUUGCGGCGUUAAAGACAUAUCCAAGAAGCUACUUGAUUUAGAGAAGCAUCCCGCCACGAAGAUACGCUUCAGCAAGGGCUUCGCCUUCGCCAAUUUGGAAGCAGCGAAUGAGUUCGACGAGCAGAGGAGGAGGUUCUUUCACGAAAAUGAGAGACUGGACGAUUACAUGGAAAUGUGUGAAGGGCUAGAUUUGGUUGGCGUCAACUUCCAAGAGCACAUGGUCGCUUUUGCUGAGCCUCACAGGCUUCCUUGGUACGUCUCCCACAUGAUCUUCUGGAUUUUUAGCUUAGCACUGCUAUCGUGGCCUUUGAGAGUACUGAUUCAGUACAAUACAGCUUACGUUCACUAUCAGGUGAAUAAGCUCUUCGGCGUCAACUACCUCACCCCAUCCAGUGAAGCACAGAUGAUUGGUCACAUGUCUCGUGGUACCACAAUCGACAGUUCGGAAUUCGAGCGACAAAUCAUCAACAAUAAUACCAUCGCACCCAGUUACUCCGAGUCUCUUCUUCUCAGAUCCUCCAGCUCAUUCAUUGAGCAGAAUCGAUUGGCUCCCAAUCAGAACCAGACCGAAACCAACAGACCACCAAACCAGCUCGAAUCCAACCGACCAGCGAACCAGACUUCGUCUUCUUCCAGACGAUACUCCACUGGAAUCCCUGUUUCCAUAAGCAGAUCGUCCCUCCAAAAUGGACGAGUCGUUUAUUAUGUGUCACCGCUGGAGGAGGUGAACAACGAGAACAGUUCCAGAAGGACUGAGAAUGAUCUACAUCAAAGUUCUACAACGCAAGAUUUGGCACCUCCCCCGUCUUAUGACGAUGCCUUACGUCACUGCCGACCCCUUUUCCUUCCUCUGCGAAGAUCGGUGACGGACAGAGACAUUCAUGAAAAUUUUAUUAAUAAUAUUUACUUAUUUCAGCGAAACACUAAUAUUUACUCAUUUCAGCUCAUUACUAAUAUUUACUCAUUACUAAUAUUUACUCAUUUCAGCGAAACUCCACCCAUUUUUUUAUUAUAA